UCACCCGUCCCAAACUUUCUGUCAGCUGCGAAGCCGGCGGGACCCGCCCAGAGGGCGGGCGGAAGCGAACCGUGCCGCGGCCACGACCGCUCUAGGCAGCUUCCUUCGGCUCGGGAGGGAGCCGCGCUUUCCCCGUUUAUCCCUGGGCACCCUGAGCCGCUGCCGGCAGCCCUGGGGGGGCCUUGAGUCCGGAGCAGGGCGGACAGGAGCGCCACUUGGAGCCAAAGAUUCAGGCAGCGCGGGGUUUGGGUGUGGGCUGGGGGUCACUGUUCAUUUUGGCUUUUCUGUUGCCAGGGUUGGAAGAGGCCGCUGGUUAGUGGGCCCCUUGCCCGAGGGUGUAGGCUCCUAAAGCUCCCCUGACGUUUUCACCGCGUUCCUCCGAACCCCCCACCCCCGCCCACGGGGGCUGAAAGUCGCAGGACUUUUGAUGGCCCUUAUGUGUCUGGGGUGGGGAUGGGAGGGCCCGUGUAGACGAGCCACCCGUUUACGCCUGGGGGUGAUGAAGCGGGACCCGCCGCAAGAUCUGAGGGGCCCAGUGCAAAAUGAAAAUGCCAGGUUCCUUGCUCAUGAGUUAUUAGGAACUCCAAAACGGUGAAAAGCAGAGCAUUAAACCCAGCGCCGGCCCCUGCGACCCCACAGGUCGUGGCCCGUGAACCUGUCGCUGUGCUUCCGGGACUGUGGGCCCCGAACAGAUGCUGGAACCCUCCAUUACGAAGGGCUCCCUGUGUGGUCUCGCUUUUUAGUUUUCCUUGUUAUUGCCGUUUGCCCUCCCCAGUGCUUUUGGAUGGAUCUUCGUCACCGUCCUAGGAUUGCUCACCAUCCUCAAGCUUGAAAACCCGCUGAAGAUCAGGCAUCUUUAAGUGCUGAGUUGAACAGUGCAUUUCAUAUGCACUGAAGGCUGGGUGGGGCUGUCUUUUUCCCUGGCGUCUUCCUCUGAAGCUGGCAGAAUGAUGGAGAGAUGGUACUGACUGUAUGAAAGCAACCCCUUCAGCCAAUUCCUGUCUUCCUGGGAAGACCCCUGGAAGAAACAGGCCUCUUGAGCACUUGAUGCAGAUGACCACGAGUGGAUAGCCAUCAGCAGGAGGAUGGAUUCAUGAAAGCUCAACAUUUCCUGCUAAUCCAUGAACCAUAAUGACUCCCAGGAUGCCCUAUGAUAAGUAUAUCCCACCUGUUUCCAAACCUCUGUCAGUGCAGAACAAGGCUGCCGCGAAUUAGGCCUGAAAUUACACUCACAGUUGUGUUUUGGUUUUUCUCUAGGGAAUGCUUUGCUGGUCUUCCAGCUUUCUGUCUGCCCUUGCUCUAAAGGAUGGGUUCUCUGAGUGCAAGCUUUGGCCAAGUUCCCACACGUACUCCAUGUAGAAAAGAAGCUGGUGCCCCCUCUGCUGCAUGCCACUGUCAGAAAGAAUCUUGUGGUCGCAAGUGACAGAGGACUGAAUCCAAACCAAGUUAGCAAAACCAGUCUCAAAUGAAUGCUGGGAGAAGACAUCCCUGUUCAGCUGGAGGAAAGUCAGAGAGCAUCUGAGAAGAAGCUGAGACCUUCAUUUUGCAAACACAUAAGGUGCUGACCGAGGCAGUAUAGUACCUCUGCAUCCCUCAUAGAGAAGGUUUUUUUCUUGUUUUUGUGUCUCUUGAAACACCUGGAGUGAGGAAAAACCUCCGCAUUUGCCAAGCAGAAGAAAGAGAAUCAUAAAGCACAGAGAACUACUCUUCCACAAACAUGUUGUGGAAAACCUGGCACCAGGCCAAGCUGCCUCUCGAUGACCAUCCUGUCUGAUACAACAACAGAUACCUUCAGACACCUUCUGGUGGAUCUAUGACUGAGGUGGAUCGGCUAGGAGUGGCUCCUCGCAGCAUAGAGGGAGGCACUUUUCACACUGUUUUGGAAUGAGAAGUUAAAUUCAUGAGCACACAUGAUUUAGAAGACAUGGGCUGUGGCACUUCGUCUUCAAGGAAAGACAGGAAAUCUGAGAAAGCGCUAAAAGCCGCAUUGAUCAUCCAGAACUGGUACCGAGGUUACAGCGCUCGGUUGAAGGCCAGACAACGCUAUGCCCUCACCAUCUUCCAGUCUAUCGAAUAUGCUGAUGAACAAGGCCAACUGCAGUUAUCCAACUUCUUUUCCUUCAUGUUGGAAAACUAUACACAUAUACACGAGAAAGACCCAGAUUUAGUUGCUCGACUCUUUGGUAGCACCCUCCAGGACUGCAGGGAUAGACAGGAGUAUGUCUCAUUCAUAGACGUCCCAGACUCCUAUAAUGGUCCUCGGCUGCAAUUUCCUCUCACUUUUAUUGAUAUUGAUUUACUUGUCGAGGCCUUCAGGCAACAACAGGUACUUCAUGCUCAUUAUGUCUUAGAAGUGCUCUUUGAAACAAAGAGAGUCCUGAAGCAAAUGCCGAACUUCACUCACGUAAAGACAUCUCCCUCCAAAGAGAUAACGAUCUGUGGUGAUUUACAUGGGAAACUGGAUGAUCUUUUUUUGAUCUUCUAUAAGAAUGGUCUCCCCUCAAGGAACAACUCAUAUAUUUUUAAUGGUGAUUUUGUAGACCGAGGAAAACAUUCCAUAGAGAUCCUAAUGAUCCUGUUUGUGAGUUUUCUUGUCUACCCCAAUGACCUGCACUUGAACAGAGGGAACCAUGAAGAUUUUAUGAUGAAUCUGAGGUAUGGCUUCACAAAAGAAAUUUUGCAUAAAUAUAAGAUGCAUGGAAAGAAAAUCUUAGAAAUCUUAGAAGACCUCUAUUCCUGGCUCCCAAUUGGUACAAUCAUUGACAAUGAAAUCCUGGUCAUACAUGGUGGGAUAUCAGAGUCCACAGACUUGAAUUUGCUCCACCGUAUAGAAAGAAACAAAAUGAAAUCUGUGCUGAUGCCACCAAUUCCCUUGGUUGAAGACCACGAUACUGACUUGAAGAAAAAUAAAGUAGGUGCAACUCUUAUACCUCGGGAACUCAAAACAAAUGGAUCCCCUUCUGAGCAGUUAACAAAGCAUGAAUGGGAACAGGUUAUCGAUAUUCUGUGGAGUGAUCCCAGAGGCAAAAGAGGCUGUUACCCAAACACAAGUCGAGGAGGGGGCUGCUAUUUUGGACCAGAUAUUACCUCCAAGGUUCUUAAUAAAUACCAGUUGAAGAUGCUCAUUAGGUCUCAUGAAUGUAAGCCCGAAGGGUAUGAAAUCUGCCACGAUGGGAAGGUUGUUACUGUAUUUUCUGCUUCUAAUUAUUAUGAAGAAGGCAGCAAUCGAGGAGCUUACAUCAAACUGUGUUGUGAUAUGACCCCUCGAUUUUUCCAGUACCAAGUAACUAGGACAACGUGCUCGAGGCCUCUUUACCAAAGGGUGAAUGCUAUUGAAAGUAGUGCCAUCAGGAUAUUGAAAGAGAGAAUGAUUUCACGAAAAACUGACCUCAUUCGUGCUUUCCAACUUCAAGACCGCAGUAAAUCAGGAAAACUUUCUAUGGGCCAGUGGGCUUUUUCCAUGGAGAACAUUUUGGGGCUGAACUUACCGUGGAGAUCCCUGAGUUCUCAUCUGGUAACCACAGACAAAAAUGGAAAUAUUGACUACAUGUCCAGCUUCCAGGAUAUCCACAUUCAGAAACCUGUGAAAGAGGCUCAAUCUACUCUAAUUGAAACUCUGUACAGAUACCGCUCUGACCUGCAAAUCAUCUUCAAUGUCAUUGACUCCGAUCACUCAGGCCUGAUUUCCAUGGAAGAAUUUCGUGCCAUGUGGAAACUCUUCAAUAGUCACUACAACAUUCAUAUUGAUGAUUUUCAAGUUGAUGAACUCGCUGAAAGAAUGGACUUAAACAAAGAUGGAAGCAUUGACUUUAAUGAGUUUCUAAAGGCUUUCUAUGUAGUGCAUAAAUUGGAUAAGUUGAACAAAUCAGAUGGCAACCCUCCUUAACAAGAACUAGGGCUUUCCCUCCUGUAAACUCUUGGGCCGAAAUCACUGAUGCCAUCUUUCCAGAACCCUUGUAAUUCAUAAUCAGUAGUAGAGAAAAGUAGACCCCCAUUCAUACCAUGAGCAGAUGUAUAAUGUGGGUUUCUGAAGUCCCCAUGAAGUGGUAAUUGGUAAAACUAGAUUAAAUGUCAGCUGAUAGUAUUUGGCUCCAAUGUUAGGACUCACACAUUGCCAGGUAGAAACUGGGUUUGAGCCUAGUGUUGGCCUCUUGGACCAGGAGACCAGAGCAGUUUGGAAACAUGUUGAAAGGAACCCACAGAGCACCAGAGAAAAGUGCAACAUGUGUGAGUGACUGAGGGAUGGGAGGAGGAAUACCAAACUAUUAAUGGAAUAAAAUAUGUCCAUCUUUAAACUGAA
Callorhinus ursinus (northern fur seal) is the source of this 4300-nucleotide messenger RNA. NCBI's taxonomy places the organism in Eukaryota, Metazoa, Chordata, Mammalia, Carnivora, Otariidae. The record is from RefSeq and is a predicted model, not a curated record.